AAGAGCCAUUCGAAACGAAUGCUGCUGCAGGAUGAGGAUGUGAGGACAAAGAUUGCACCUGAGCGAAAACAAACACUGACUGACGAGUAGCUGUCCAACAAAAUUACUUGUUUUUUUUCAACCCUCCACCUUAAUAUAGUCAAACCAAUGAAAACGCGAAACUUCGGAAUCUCCGUCGCCGCAUAUUGUUCUCCUGGCUCCCUAUGUUUUAUUGAAACUAUGACGGAUCCAGCAGUGACCGUCUCGUAGCAGCGACAAUGCUCAGGCCCGUCACAACCGGCUACUUCAGUGUGUCUCCGUCACGGCAAUGACUAUGGAUGUCAGAGCAGUUCUGGAGUUCGCCACCGUCACCAGGGGCCUGUCACUGUUUUUGCAGGCCGUCUUCAAUGCUGUCAUCCCUGAUCAUGAUGCUGAGGCGUUCAGGCCCCCAAGGACAGAGGAGCCUCUGUACCUGGACUCUGCAGUGGAGUGGUUGCUGGGCGGCCUCUCUCACUGGGAUGCCGAGCACUUCCUCUUCAUCGCUGAGAGGGGAUACCUUUACGAGCACAACUUUGCUUUCUUCCCCCUCUUGCCCGUCAUCCUGCGAGGCCUGGCGGAGACGCUGCUGUGGCCCCUGAGCAGCUGGCUGAGUGUGCGGGGGCGUCUGCUGGUGGCCGUGGCUGUGGGGAACAGUGCCCUCUUCCUGUUGAGUGUGGUCGCCCUGUAUGCGCUGAGUAGGAUAGUCCUUCAGGACAGGCGCCUCGCUCUGCUCUCCAGCCUGCUCUACUGCAUCACACCAGCCAACGUCUUCAUGACCGCCGGAUACUCGGAGAGCCUGUUUGCCGCGCUGACAUUCGGUGGUCUGUUCCUCCUGGAGAAAGGAUUCACCUUCCGAGCUUGCCUGGCCCUCAGUAUAGCCACUGCAGCACGAUCCAAUGGACUUGUCAACAUUGGGUUCAUCCUGUACCUUCCAUCCCUGCACGCUAUUUGUCAGAUUCGUGUGUAUCGAACAACGACAAAAGGCUGCAGUAAAGUCUUCCGCUACAUUUGGGCCGUCGUCUGCGUCCUGCUCACCUCCCUCUUGGGAACUGCAAUCAUUGCCCUUCCCUUCUGUGCUUUCCAGUACUAUGGGUACAGGACGUUUUGCACACCGUCCGUCUCCCUGGAGCGGAUCCCCCCCGCUCUCCUGUCUCUGGCCGAACUGAAGGGCUAUCGGGUUCCAGAUGAAAACAGUCCGCCGCCCCUCUGGUGCAUGAGACCUCUCCCCCUGCUUUAUUCUCAUAUCCAGGAUGUUUAUUGGGAUGUGGGCUUCCUCCGCUACUUUGAGCUGAAGCAGAUGCCAAACUUCAUCCUGGCUCUACCCAUGGCCACUCUCGGCAUAAUGGCAGCUUAUGCGUAUUUUCAAGCCAAUCCAGAAAUGUGUCUGAGACUCGGACUCUGGGAGACGGGUGCAAGUAAAGGACUUGACAAACCCACACCGGGGUUGUUCAACUCCAGAGUGUUUGUUUAUAUUGUCCAUUCAACAGUACUUCUGGUGUUUGGAACAUUGUGCAUGCAUGUGCAGGUUCUAACCAGAUUCAUGGCCUCCUCGUCUCCCGUGCCUUUCUGGAUAAGCGCUCACCUGCUCCUCCUCAAUGAGCCACUUCUCCAUCGAAGGAAAACAUCAAAUCCCAAUGUUCAGCUACAGGCACAUUCCAGAAACGGAUGCAAGCACAGACCUCAAAACCCCAUUAUUGCACUGCUGCCCCACUUUAAAACCUGUUCUCCCACCACACAGAGCAUCCUGGGAUACUUCCUGUCUUACUGGGUGCUGGGCCUGGCACUGCAUUGUAACUUCCUGCCGUGGACAUGAUUUAGGAGAUUACUCUGACCUUUUUAAAUGCAAUAUGUCUAUGUAUGACUGGGCAAUAUACAUAUGUUAAAUCACACACACAGGUGUUAUUAAAGUACAUCAACAGUCCAUUUCUGUUAUUCCGGUAAUUGUUUAUUGCAAUAGCAUUACAAAGAACAUAACUGUAUACAGGAAUGCAGCAUUUAUUUAAUUUAAAAAAUAUGAAUUCACUAACCUCUGUUGAGGUAGUUUAAUCCAAAGAAAAGAAAAAUGACUUGUAUUAUAAUUAUCUCGCCCAGUCCUACAUAGAACUCACUGACACAAUUACAUUACAUUUAUUUAUGCUGAUUUACUCAUGCAAUAGUUAACCAGUUUGAUUUGAACAUCUCAGUUAAAUGUCUUUGAGAACAAAUUAACAACAUGUAUUAUAAUAUAUUUCUGAAACUUAGUUGAACACUGUUUAGUUGUAAAUAUUGGGAAGACUAUAUGGUUGUACGUGGAAAAACAAAUAUUUCAAUUUCUUGCUGAGGUCUUGCUGAAGCAUAGCAUUUGAUUUAUUCUAUAGUUUAAUAUAGCACUGCAUGUUUGGAAGAAUUAUUCCAAGUUAUAGUUUAGGGAUAUUUGAAUGUGAAUGACAAAAAUAAAGGUUUUGUUGCUGUAAAAGAAUCUUCAAUAUAGUUUUAUUUUCAUGUAAAAGUAAAACCUUUUCUUAAGGCGUUAAUGUAAAACAUCUAUAUUGUGUUUUGUUGUAGAGAACCAAAGUUAGACCGGCAAGUUUACUCUUCAAUUUAAGAUGAAACUAAUUGUGAUAAAUCCAAACAACAUAUGUGAAUUUAUGUUCAUGGUUUAUGUUACUGUACAGACAUGUCAAGUCUCAAGUUACCCCUGAUGCUUACAGAUAUCUCUUUAAGACCACUAGAGGCUGCUGCCAGUCCUAAAACUACUUAGUUCACUGACCACGUCCAUCCGAAAAACACCAAAUAAUAUAUGGAGGGUGAAAUAACUGGUGGCUCUGUGCACUUAACCGUACAUCAAAAAUGAUGCUGAUGCUCUCGGAAAACUGGAUAAACAGGAAGCAAUCCAGGCACUCUACAAUCUUAGAACAAGUAACAACGAGGCAGGAAUAAGCCUUUAUUGCAGUGGAUACAUCCAAGCCUGUAGGUCUUCGUCAGGGCAUUUAACAAACAGACAAAAAGUGUUGUGGCCUCACCAAUGGGAGGCAAUCGCAUGACCCGGAUAAUAACAUGUCAGGUGAAACCAGAUGAACAUUAAAACACGAAACAACAUGAGAUAAGAGCCACAUUCCAAAUCACAUACUUUUUCUUUUCCCUUUACAUUCUACAGCUGCUCUUACAAAGUAUGUCCUGUUGCAUGCAGUAGCCUUUGCAUUCAAUUGGGACAUAUUAUUUAGUCAUAAUAUUGCACAUUAAACUUUUACCCUCUUGCAAAGGCUGAAGAAUUAAAGGUGCAGUGUGUAGGAUUUAGUGGCAUCUAGUUUUUUAGGCUGCAGAUUGCGUCCAUCUUAACAUCCCUCCGCUCACCCUUCUCUUUACAAUCUUGUCGGAGAACUACAUUGGCCUAAGGUAGCCUUAAGAUUUCAGGUGAUUAUACACGAAUGAAAACAUAGUUAUGAAUAUUAUAUUCCAUUUCUGCCAAUAAAGCCCCCUAAAUCCUACACACUGUUGUUCCUGUAAGAGCCUGACUGGUGGCCAUCAUUUCACAUCCCUUACGCAGAGUCUAAUACAUUAUUGUGCUUAAACAAACUCAAAUUCAACGCAUGAACC
This is a messenger RNA of Anarrhichthys ocellatus (wolf-eel), 3594 nucleotides long. It is a transcript of the gene pigv, whose product is annotated as phosphatidylinositol glycan anchor biosynthesis, class V. Gene Ontology annotation, cellular component: mannosyltransferase complex; endoplasmic reticulum membrane. NCBI's taxonomy places the organism in Eukaryota, Metazoa, Chordata, Actinopteri, Perciformes, Anarhichadidae. Bases 308 to 1831 code for a protein of 507 amino acids. Gene Ontology annotation, molecular function: GPI mannosyltransferase activity; alpha-1,6-mannosyltransferase activity. The transcript is spliced from 3 exons. Gene Ontology annotation, biological process: GPI anchor biosynthetic process. The record is from RefSeq and is a predicted model, not a curated record.